Ogataea angusta is the source of this 1488-nucleotide messenger RNA. RefSeq lists its product as uncharacterized. Gene Ontology annotation, cellular component: transcription factor TFIID complex; SLIK (SAGA-like) complex; SAGA complex. Gene Ontology annotation, biological process: RNA polymerase II preinitiation complex assembly; transcription initiation at RNA polymerase II promoter. Gene Ontology annotation, molecular function: protein heterodimerization activity; RNA polymerase II general transcription initiation factor activity; transcription coactivator activity. The transcript has a single exon. Bases 1 to 1488 code for a protein of 495 amino acids. The record is from RefSeq and is a predicted model, not a curated record. NCBI's taxonomy places the organism in Eukaryota, Fungi, Ascomycota, Pichiomycetes, Pichiales, Pichiaceae.
AUGACUAGCGCAACAAGUAAUAAUACUGCUCGGAUACCUACAUCUCACACAUUAUGGUCACCGUAUGACACUGUGAGAGACGCGGCCGAAAGUUUAGGUAUUUCAAGUCAACUAACUGAGGACGUGGCAAAGAAUUUGGCCAUGGACGUCGAGUACCGUAUUCAUGAAAUCUUGGAGCAAGCAUUGAAAUUCAUGAGGCAUGGCAAAAGGAAGAUACUCACAGUAUCGGAUGUUGACAGAGCUAUGAAAGUUUUAAAUCUAGAACCAUUGUACGGCUAUGACGUUUCGAGACCUCUUGUGUUCAAAGAAGCAAUGGUUGGUCCUGGUCAAACACUGUAUUAUGUUGACGAUGACGACGUGGAAUUUGAAAAACUUAUCAAUCAGUCACUUCCUAAAGUUCCGAGAUUUACAUCAUUCACUGCCCAUUGGCUUGCAAUUGAGGGUGUGCAGCCAACAAUCCCUCAAAACCCAAACCCUGGCGAGAUCAAACAACUACCCCCUAAUCAAAGGGGUUCGGUUGAUAACAUACUGAGUCUGAACAAUGAUGAUAUUUCUUUGUCUACCAACCCUUCUAACGGAUUAACAACAGUUGAGCAAAACUCACAAGGAAGAAAGAAAGAUCUUGAUGUGAAACCUCUUGUCAAACAUAUGCUCUCUAAAGAGCUUCAGCUGUACUUUGACAAAGCUGUUGCUGCACUACUUGAUGAGACCAAUGAAAGCCUUCGUGCGGCUGCUUUGGAAUCAUUAGAAGCUGAUCCUGGACUACACCAACUUGUCCCCUAUUUCAUUCAAUUCGUCGCCGAAACAAUUACACAUAAUUUGAAAAACCCAACGACCUUGACAACAAUGUUAAUGGUGAUAUACUCUCUACUAUCCAACAAAUCUAUAUUUCUUGACCCAUACAUUCACGCUAUAAUGCCGUGCAUACUCACUCUUCUCCUUGCCAAAAAUUUAGGAACACGGUCAGAAUCAGAAGAUGAUAGAGAACAGUUCAGAAUUAGGGAGCUGGCUGCUUCUCUUCUCCAGAGAAUCAUCCGAGAAUAUGGAUCCUCCUACACAACUCUUAAACCCAGAAUAACGAGAACUCUUUUGAGGGCAUUCCUUAGCAGCGCCACGAAGAAUUCAGUUGGAACGCAGUUUGGUGCAAUGAAGGGCAUGAAAUCUUUGGGGAAAGAAGUGAUUCGAAUCAUCAUGGUUGGGAAUCUCAAGAGUUGGUCCACCUCCAUUUUAGAAGGCCUUGAUGAAAAUUCUACUAGCUAUAGAAUACUUACUGAAAAUGUGAUGGAUUGCCUCAGUACGAUGACCGACGAUGGCAAGCUUAGCAAGCCAUCGACAAUCGAAAGUCACAAUGCGAGCAACCCCCACGGCCUAGGGGAUGACGAAUUGCAGAAACUGAGGGAGCGUAUAGGUGAUAUUCUCGCUAGGGAGGUCGCUUCCCAACCUAACGCACAAGAGAUAUACGGCGGGAUAUUUUUCGGGGAAUCAUGA